Messenger RNA from Meloidogyne enterolobii, 528 nucleotides. Lineage: Eukaryota; Metazoa; Nematoda; Chromadorea; Rhabditida; Meloidogynidae. The record is from the annotation of a GenBank genome assembly.
AUGUCAGCAAAAAAGACAAAUUCGUCAAUUGAUGUUAAACAAGAAGAAAAGAAAAAUGAAAAACCAAAAAUAGAACCAAAACCAAUCGUUAUAGUUGAUGAAAUUCCAGAUAUUGGAGAGAAUGAUGGAGAUGUUAAGACUGCGAUUAAAAUGGAAAUGGAGGAUUUAUCAUUAACCAAAGUUACAACUGAUAAAAAAGCUAAAAAGAAGAAAAUGGUGUUUGUGGAUUCAAAGGAAGUGCAGUGCGAUCUUGGACCGGAUAAAAAGGAAGGUGCACCUCCCGCUGUAGACUCGCUUCUUUAUUCUGCCUAUUACCAUCCUGUACAACAAUUGACUCCACAUGAGCAUGCCGACAUGUGUGAAUGUAUUCAGACGUCAACUUUUAAAAUGUCUCUUUUUUCUGAUCUUAAAACGAAGAUGAAUGAUAAAGAAUAUACUUUUAAUAAUAUGAAGAAGAUUUGGCCUGAGAAGGAUAAGGCCGCGAAGGAUAAGAAGGAUAAGGGGACUGGUGGUCCAGUAUAUAUUUGA